Micropterus salmoides (largemouth bass) is the source of this 1025-nucleotide messenger RNA. Its product is annotated as stromal membrane-associated protein 1-like. Gene Ontology annotation, biological process: regulation of clathrin-dependent endocytosis. Gene Ontology annotation, molecular function: metal ion binding; GTPase activator activity. The coding region runs from base 168 to 1025 and encodes 285 amino acids. Lineage: Eukaryota; Metazoa; Chordata; Actinopteri; Centrarchiformes; Centrarchidae. The record is from RefSeq and is a predicted model, not a curated record. The transcript is spliced from 7 exons.
UGCUUUGGAUCCAUAUUACCUUGUUAGCAGGUUGCAAGCUAACCGAAUACAAGCAGUAACGUACAGUGCGGCUACAAGGGGAUGUCCCACCCUUUUUGAUACAAACUGAAGACUCCGUGGUUUUAUCGGCUCUACACAAGCAGGACUAACUUCCACACUUUGGCGAAAUGACGACGCGCUCGGAGAGAGAAAAAGCACAGAAACUGAACGAGCAGCAUCAGGCCAUUCUGUCUAAACUGCUGAGAGAAGACGACAACAAGUACUGUGCUGACUGUGAGGCAAAAGGCCCACGGUGGGCGUCAUGGAACCUCGGAGUGUUCAUGUGUAUCCGCUGCGCUGGCAUCCACCGCAACCUGGGUGUCCACAUCUCCAGAGUCAAAUCUGUCAAUCUGGACCAGUGGACACCUGAGCAGAUCCAGAGUAUGGUGGACAUGGGCAACAGCAGGGCCAGAAAGCUGUAUGAAGCCCACCUACCAGAGAACUUCAGACGGCCACAAACAGACCAAGCAGUGGAGGUCUUCAUCCGGGACAAGUAUGAAAGGAAAAAGUACUAUGACGAGGAGGCCCAGGCUACAGCUCCACAGAAGUCCUCUGAAGCCGUUCCCCCCUCCACCUCGCCGUCCUCACUGGCUGACAAGAGCAGACAGGAGAAGGAGCGAGAAAAGAAAAAAGAGGAGAAGAAGAAAGAGAAGGAUAUUGAUAGAGUGGAGAGACACAAUAACACAAAGGAGCUUGAUCAUGGCUCGGGGAAGAGAGGUCACGCUGGCGCACCUCUCCGCACAGUGAGGAAGCGGGGCCGGAGAGGAGCGAGACGGCAACCGUUGGAGCGCAUCGCCCUGGCUUCCAUUAUAAUGGCCAAUGCCCGGUCCCUCCGCAACAAGAUCGACGAUCUCCAGGCCCAUGUCCGUUAUUAUAAAUUUAAGGAAGCUUGCAUCCUGGUGCUGAUGGAAACAAAGCUGGGGAAGAAUGACCUGGACAGCGAGAUGGCUAUGGACGGGUUUGGUGUGCCGAAGCGUACGGACUGA